AUGUGCGAGACUUACAAACACUACAGUAUAUGUAAAUGGAGGGUUCUGCAAAUUUAUCUUAGUAUUCUUGACACAGGACAGGAAAGAUCAAAGAUGGAUUAUAUCAUGUAUAUUGCUCUAAUGAAGCAAAUAAAAGGCUUAUCAUUGCAGGCUGGUAGCACGGGAUGGAGGUUCUUGAGGCAUGUCACUUUUAUGACACAUCAGAAUGAGAUGAAGAAAAGUGCCUUACCAGAGAACCUUGCAAGUACAAUGACUAACACAAGAUGUAAACGUGCAAUUGCCCUUCGUUCUGUUGAGAUUACCAAUCAGCAGCUUAUGGAAAUACUUUCUACUGUAAGAGUGGAUAUGUCUACCAUAAAAGAACAGAUCAGCAAUGCUGAGCAAACUCUGACCAGCAUGUAUGGCCGAAUUGGUGCUCUUGCCACCACCAGCACCAACACCAUCAGUGCCAUAGAUAGUUUGGCCAGAGUUCCCCUUGCUGCUCCUGUGAGAGUUGAACUCACUAUUGCUGCACCUGUUGUCAUCUCCAACCAUGAGUCUACCUGUGAAAAAUCUAAUGCAGUUUAUAUGAGCACAUAUUCACAACCUUAUCCCAGAUGGGAUACAAAUGUUGCUUUCAACAAAUCUCCCAACAGGGAGAUAGCCGAGCAACUUCUUUCUAACCUUGAGUACAGGUUUGGUUCCUCUAGUAUGAGAUGGAGUGACCUCCAAAAAAGGUUGCAUACCAACUUCACUAGUAGAACCCGUCGUGAGAGAAUGUCUGAUGAUGAGAUAGCAGAAACAAAUGCUCUUACACAAAGAGCAGCCCGUGCAGAUAAUAAUGAGUGUCACUAUGUACUGAUAUACAAAGACAAUAAGGAGGCCAUUGAUCUUUUAAUGCUCAGAGACUGUGCCAACACUCUCCAAAAAGCAGUAAUGUCAGAUGGAGAGUCUGCCGAUGAAAUGGACAAGGAUGGCAUAAAACAUGUCAUUUAUAUUGUACAACCAGACUGGAGAAGCAAUGAGAUAGAUUAA
Molecule: messenger RNA, 1014 nt
Organism: Phycomyces blakesleeanus NRRL 1555(-)
Lineage: Eukaryota; Fungi; Mucoromycota; Mucoromycetes; Mucorales; Phycomycetaceae
Exons: 9
Coding region: 1-1014 (337 amino acids)
Source: RefSeq, a predicted model, not a curated record